This is a messenger RNA of Trichoderma atroviride IMI 206040, 1809 nucleotides long. The record is from RefSeq and is a predicted model, not a curated record. NCBI's taxonomy places the organism in Eukaryota, Fungi, Ascomycota, Sordariomycetes, Hypocreales, Hypocreaceae.
AUGGCCCGAACCACAAGAAGGCGCCAGGCCGAGGCUCCCUCAACAACACAGUCCAUCAGCAGCUUCACUCGCGUAUCCAAGAGCCAGGCUUUCCCUGAUGCAGCCACCAAGAAGACCGCUAUCUCCAACCCGGAACCGACAUCUUCACGGAAGAGGAAGGCCGCAGGCGAUGAUGCCGACAGCAACCACCACCCUCGAGUCACAAGAAGGACCGUCUCAUUCGCCCCCAGCAGCGAUGAAGAACCAGUGGCUGCAGCGCCGGCAAAGCGUGCUCGGAGAGGAGAAUCCAACGUCGAAGCGGCCACUACGGUAGCAACCCCGGCCAAGGGAAAGAAGGUUGCCAAGCCAACGCCUUCACGGGCUGCUUCUGCGCAUAAGCCCAGCGAGUCGACCAUCGUCGCAAAGUCUAAGCAGGGCGGCAAGACUGUGCAGACAAAGCUUGAGGCGUAUCGCGUAACUAGCCAAAAGAAGGCAAAGGAGGCUGAAAGCGAGUUCAGCCCAGAGUUGGUCGAUCUGAUCCGCCUGCACAAGGCCUUCCUCAAGACCAUUACUCUCCAGAUUAUCCACAACGGAACCAUUGUGCCCAUUGACAUUUCGUCCGUGGCUCCACACAUUUCUCGCACAUGGGGCAAGCGACAGGUCACGGUCGACGACAUCCGAACAUGCAUUGCCGUCCAGACAUCCGCACGAGACCCUGAUGUGGUUUCUCCCUUUAUUGUAUCUGAUUAUGGCCGCGGAAAGAUCUGCAUAGAGCUGCACCCUGACCACAACAAUGGCGCAGUGUCCAUCAACGAAGAGCGACUUUCCAGGCAGUUUGAAGAGAAUCUCCGAGCUCUCUGCGCUGGCCGAGCACAGGACGAUGUCACCGAUGCGGAUGUGCCUCUAGCCAGCUUAUCCCUGAAAGAACUGCCUCGCGCUGAAAUUAGGAACAUGGACAGCAGUAUCAAAAUCAAUCCAAUCCUGAACAAGGGACACAAUGCUUUAUCAGCGCUCAAGGAAGGAAUAGUUGCGAAGCAGCAGGAAAAGGAGGUCAAGCAGCAGGCUACCAUCGCCAUGGUAAAUUCCGACGGUACAAAGAUGAGCCUGUUGGAUCGUCUACGACACAAGCAGCUUGCCAAAGCUAAUGGACCUCUCCCCCCAUCCGGACCGGAGCUUCAGCGCCGAGCUGCCUUGAACCGAGUCGCCGACGUUUGUGCUACUGUUUCCAUGCUCAGCUUGUCUAACCCGGCUUCCCUGCCGAGACAAGCUUUUACCAUGGUACUCAUCUCAGACAAGCUCAAGGACUCUUUACGAGUUCCGCUUUCGAAAGAAGAAGGGAUGACUUGUAUACGACUUAUCGCCAACGAAAUCGCCCCCGAGUGGCUCAAGGUGGUCACCAUUGGCGGGAGAGAGAAUGUUGUGAUCCAGAGAGGCCUCCAGCCUGUUGAUCGUGUGAUUCAGGAGCGAGUACAGAAGCUACUGGCGUGAUGGGGAACAUUUGUUUUGACGCUUGUUUAUCUCAGAUUUCAACAACUGCACUGCACGAAAUACCGAAUGGAAUUGUAUAUCUCAUAUCAAAAGAGGCACUGGAGGAUGUUUUGGUUGUUUUCGACAUUGCAUUGCGCUGCGUUUUUGUUAGCAUCACGUAUUCACACCGCGGAGAGAAAAAGUCUACAGGGCGAAUGUAGAAGACGAUGCAUGCAUUGGAGUAAGGGUUGAGUUUGUUUUCUUGUAUAGCAAAUGGAUUCAAGUUUCAAGUAUCAGUUUGGAUAGAUAGACGUACGUUAGAAGCUUCACACGAGUCAUGAAAACCGAACAGUAUCUUUUCUU